AACUCUGUUUUUUCAUUCCAAGAGGGAACAAUGAAAAUGAAAGCUGGUGGCUAUUCCUUCUCGUUCAAGAGACUAAGUAAGAAGGCAGUCGCCGGAACUGUUGGUUCUGAAGUAGGUACUCAUGCCGGAGAUCAUCAUGAUUCCUUAACUCAGCCGCCACUGCCGCCGCAUCCGCAGUCGUCGUUACGGUGGCGAUUCAAAAAUCUGUCUUCUGGAUUGAGGUGGAAGAGUAAAAGGCUUUACAAAUUGCGAUACUGGUUCGUUGAUUGCUUCCUCUUCAAAAUUGUUUCUGUAUUUGAAGCCAUUUUUCUCGUCUCUGCUUUGGCUUUCUUCUACCUCUGCUUCGGCUGCCAUAUCUAGAUUCUUCCAUAAUUCAAAAAUUAGCCUACAUAACAGUGGAAUUCUGAAGAAAUGUUGAAAUUAGAUUUAUUUUGUUGAGGUUUUUGUAAUGAUUAAUCGUAUAGAGAAAGUUAGUGGACUAAUUUGCGUUACUAACUUAGAGAUUCUUUUGUAAUGUAAUCUUAAUUAAUUAAGUAUUAUUCUUUACUUCAA
This is a messenger RNA of Solanum stenotomum, 552 nucleotides long. RefSeq lists its product as uncharacterized. The transcript has a single exon. The record is from RefSeq and is a predicted model, not a curated record. NCBI's taxonomy places the organism in Eukaryota, Viridiplantae, Streptophyta, Magnoliopsida, Solanales, Solanaceae. Bases 31 to 360 code for a protein of 109 amino acids.